GCGGGUUUGGGAGUAAAAAGUAACCGUCGUUUUGUCGCGGCCCCGUCAAAGCAAAUGAGGUGCAUUCUUUUUUCGAUUUUUGACCUGUUUAACACACAAAUUGACGAUAAAUUUAAGGUUUCUGUAAAGUUUGGAACUGUACGCAGUAGCGGCGAUAGGUUGUUGGUUUGAAUAAGUGUUAUUUGUGGUGUAUUUUCUCCCUCGAGGGGACGCGUCCAGUCGCUUCGGCGGCGCCGUUUUUCUUCGUCUUCGCUCCGGGUUGCUCCGAUCGACCGUCGUCCACUAAGGAGUGGUGUAAACAACCACAAAGAUGGCCAUGGAGCUGUCGAUAAUCGCUCAGUUUGACGAGCUGCGGCGUUGUUCGGACGUGCUGCGCGAAGGAACCGCCGAGAUUGAAUUUUUGAAAUUUGUUCAGAUGCAAGAUGAGUGCAGGCUGCAAUGGCUCAAGGCAGUUCAGGAAGCCCAACGGCUGCAGCGGGAGCUGGACACUGCCCUGCGAGGAAUGUCCGAUCUGGAAACAAAGCUGUUUCACGCCCGCAAACUGCUCGAGGAGGAGGCCAAAGUGCGCAAGCACGCCGAACACGAACGGGAUGCGAUGGAAAAGAAAAUGAUGGCGGUUUGCGACAUCAUGAAAAACGAACAGGACAUCAAGGACGAAACCCGAGAGAGACUGGCCUUCAUGAAUGCCUACUCGUACAAACGCAAGUCCGCUCACGAUCGCAUCGACGAGCUGGGAAAUGACAUCAACUCGACAGGAUCUUUUUUGUCGGAUCUUUCAUUGACACAAUCCGAGGACGACUUCUUGGACGUGAGAAUGUCCCGCAAUCGAUCGUGGAAGAAGCAUCGGCCUUCCACGAACAACGCUUCCGGAGUGGCUUACACCGGAAACAAGCGCACCCGGCUCAGCCAGGACAAGCGAAGGAGUGUUAACCAACAGCAGGAUGGACAGAACAAACGAAAGAGCGUCAGCGAGGCCAAGAAGGUGAUCGAGCUGGGCCCGAACGAGAAGAUUGUCGCGCACACGAAGGUUUCGGUGCCGCAGGAUGACGGUCCCAUUCUGGCGGAAUCGAUCAUUCACGCGAUUCCACCACAGCAGCAUCAACAGCAACAGCCUAUGGCCAAACCCAUGCCCACGCCCAGGAAGGAUUCGGAAGCGAAGGAGAAUGUUUCGCCAAACAGAUUUAAAACGCUGACGAAAACCACUUCCAAGUUCUCAAAGAUGGACCUGUUCACACCUUCCGCGCCACCGUUCGAGGAAGUCGAGAAGGGCUACAACAACCGGAAUCCCAUGACUCCGUCCGUGAAGCGCAGCAUCAUGAAGCAGCACACGUUUGCGUCGAAGACGUUCUUGCGGUCGGAAACCUGCACGCAGUGUCAGCUCAAAAUCCGCUUCGGCGUGGCUGCCCUACGUUGCCGGGAGUGCAAAGCCGUCGUGCACACGGAUUGCCGCGACCAGCUGUCGAUUGCGUGCGUUCCGCAAAGCGCCGGAACGCCCACCAUCAAGGGCAACCAGGCGGCCUGCCUGGCCGAUUACACUCCGAACGUGGGUCCGAUGAUUCCGGGGCUAAUUGUGCACUGCGUGAACGAGAUCGAAAUGCGAGGACUGACCGAAGUUGGAAUCUACCGCGUGCCUGGCUCGGAGCGAGAGGUGCGUGCCCUGAAGGAAAAGUUCCUCCGCGGCAAGACGGUACCCAGCUUGAGCAACGUGGACAUCAACGUGCUCUGCGGCUGUGUGAAGGACUUUUUGCGCUCUCUCCGCGAACCGCUGGUUCCGUCAGCUCUGUGGAAGGACUUUUCCAACGCGGUACAGGCCAUCAGCACCAAGCAGAAACAAAGGGAGCUGUUGGGUCUGAUCGAACGGCUUCCGCAGCCCAAUCGGGACACGCUGGCCUAUCUGAUUCAGCACUUUCAGCGAAUCGCCGAGUGCAAAGAGGUCAAAAUGCCGCUGGAGAAUCUCGCACGCGUUUUCGCCCCGACCAUCGUCGGCUAUUCGAGCCCGGAUCUGGACACGCACGCCACCUUCGCCGAAACGGUCAUUCAGUUUAAUAUCCUGGAAAGCCUGCUCAACAUCUCAACCGACUACUGGUCGCAGUUUGUGAACGUGUCCGAGGAAGAGCCCGCGGAAGAGUACCACCAUCAUCAGCCAAAGUCGUAUGGCACGCUGAACGCAAAAAGUUAUAUGGGCACUCCGCUGCUCAAGUCCGGCCGGAAGGAGCGAAAGUUCUAUGCUACGCCGCCGUAUCCGGCUAGCAAAAAGAAGUGAUUUGCGGACGAUCCCUGUCUGCCAUCUGGGUACAAAUCCGGACGAUGACGCCGACAAUGACUAGUAAACACGCGCUAAACAGUACUUAUUUUAGGUUGUUUUUUUUUCGCUCGUAAGUGAUACAGAAACAAUGCGCCACUUUUUAUUUUAUUUUGUGUUUCCUUGUAUUGUCUAGUGCGGAAAUGGAAUUACAUUUAAAGACACGGUGUAAAAAAUGAGUCUGAACUAUUUCGCCUUAUUUAACGUACAUCCGAGCGACCCGUUAUGAGAAAAACAUAUUUUGUAUAGUAAAAUACCUGUUAUACAUUUAACAUACCUAUCCGCAUUUAACAUAGUAAUAAAUGUUCUGUCUACUAAA
Molecule: messenger RNA, 2621 nt
Organism: Culex pipiens pallens (northern house mosquito)
Lineage: Eukaryota; Metazoa; Arthropoda; Insecta; Diptera; Culicidae
Gene: tum
Product: rac GTPase-activating protein 1
Exons: 7
Coding region: 311-2263 (650 amino acids)
Biological process (GO): signal transduction
Source: RefSeq, a predicted model, not a curated record